UUUACACUGUAGAGACAACAAGCUCUUGUCCAGGCUCCUAGUGAGCGUGCAGCUGAAGGACACAUGCACAUUUUAUAUUUGUGUGACCCUCAUUUCAGGAGUUCACCCAGUAGUAAACCCUGAGAGCAACGGCUGUCUUGGAGCACGGGAUUCGAUAGCACGGCACUGCCCGGAACAGUGGAGAAGCUUCAGGCACAGGCACUGCUCUGAGAGAGGCUGAAGCAAACACUUCCCCACAGCCCGAUUUGGCCCCGCAUCAUCUGGCCUGGUUUGCUCACAGCGACCCUGCAGCAUGGACCAACCGCUGCUGGAAAGGGAGAGUGGGACCACUACAGCUCUGCCCAGGCACAGGGGCUUGGAGUCGAGGUGGGCAUUGUCUGGGGGAGCUCCUGGGGCUGGCGGUGCGUGGUGCCCGUCCCAGUGCUUGCUCCAAUGUCCGUUCUGGUGCCCGGUGCCCACCCCAGGACCUGAUGCCUCUCGGUGCCCAGCGCGCAUCCAGGUGACCAUCCCAAUGCUCUCUCCGAUGCUUGGCCCCGUGCCUACGCCAGCGCUCGCUCCGAUUCCCCUCCCGUUGCCAAUGCCCACCCCAGUGCCCUUCCUGGUGCCGAUGCCGCCCGAGCAGCGGGGACUGGGGGGCGGUGGCCGCGCGGAGGCGGGGCCGUGCCGGGGAGGGUCCGGUGCCUCUGGGCGUGGCCACGCCGGUGCCGGGGCCCGUGUCGGGGCUCGGGACGCUCCUGUUUGCGGGGCGGUGGUGCAGGGUGCGAAGCUGCGGGAGUCGAUGCUGACCGUCGAACUCGCCGCCGCUGGAACCAUGUCCCAGCCCGAGGCGGAGCGGGCAGGCGGCGGCUCCGCGAUGGAGCCGGGGCUCCCCGGUAGAGUACCGCACCGUAACCGCGGCCGGAGGCCCUCGGGACGAGACUCCCGCCGCUCUUCCUCCCGUUUCAACCGGCGGAGUUCGGUGGAGCUGGAGCUGCUGGGCUACCCGGGGCCGAGCGUGGGGUCACCGCCGCCGCCGGACGCCGCGGCUCACCGUGAGCCGGAGGAGACGGAGAGUGAGGAGGUGGAGACGCGCGCCGUGGCCACUUCUCCCGACGGCCGAUUCCUCAAGUUCGACAUCGAGAUUGGCCGGGGCUCCUUCAAAACCGUCUACAAGGGGCUGGACACGGAGACAACAGUGGAGGUGGCGUGGUGCGAGCUGCAGACACGGAAGCUGUCCAAGACAGAGCGGCAGCGCUUCAGUGAGGAGGUGGAGAUGCUGAAGGGGCUGCAGCAUCCCAACAUUGUUCGCUUCUACGACUCCUGGAAGUCGUCUGUCAAAGGGCAGAUCUGCAUUGUGCUGGUCACUGAGCUAAUGACAUCUGGCACCCUUAAGACCUACCUGAAGCGGUUCAAGGAGAUGAAGCUGAAAGUACUGCAGCGCUGGAGCCGUCAGAUCCUCAAAGGGCUCCACUUCCUGCACACUCGCUCACCCCCCAUCAUCCACCGUGACCUCAAGUGUGACAACAUCUUCAUCACUGGCCCCACCGGCUCUGUCAAGAUUGGGGACCUGGGGCUGGCCACGCUCAAGCGUGCCUCCUUCGCCAAGAGUGUGAUAGGAACGCCUGAAUUCAUGGCCCCAGAGAUGUAUGAGGAGAAGUACGAUGAAGCGGUGGACGUGUACGCCUUCGGGAUGUGCAUGUUGGAGAUGGCCACCUCGGAGUACCCCUACUCGGAGUGCCAGAACGCUGCCCAGAUCUACCGCAAGGUCACCUCAGGCCUGAAGCCCAGCAGCUUCUACAAGGUGAAGGUGCCUGAGCUGAAGGAGAUCAUUGAGGGCUGCAUUCGCAUGGAUAAGGAUGAAAGAUACACCAUCCAGGACUUGCUGGAGCACUCCUUCUUCCAGGAGGACACGGGGGUGCAUGUGGAGCUGGCUGAGGAGGAUGACGGCAUUAAGUCAGGGCUCAAACUGUGGCUGCGGAUGGAUGACACAAAGAAACUGCACGGCAAGUACAAGGACAACAAUGCCAUCGAGUUUCUCUUCGAGCUCUACAAGGAUGUGGCAGAGGAGGUGGCUCAGGAAAUGGUCGUCCUGGGCUUUGUCUGCGAGGCUGACUACAAGCUGGUGGCAAAGGCAGUGCGGGACCGCGUGGUCGCCAUCAAGCGCAAGCGGGAGAAACUGAAACGUGUGCAGGACGUGGUGCCACAGGCUGAGCUGGGGCAGGUGCCGGGCGUCCUGCAGCUGUUGGAGGAUCUCAAGUCCCCACUGGCACCAGGCAUCUCUGCACCUGCCCCAGCCACCACUGGCUCCAGGGACUCUGUUUUCAGCAGCACCUUCCCACCAGAGCCUGAGGAACCUGAGGCUGACCAGCACUUUGUGUACCGGCACACGAGCUACUCCUCGGCCACCUCCGACUGCGAAACAGAUGGCUACUUGAGCUCCUCUGGCUUUCUCGAAUCCCCAGAUGUGUCUCAUCGCAGUGCUUCAGUGGGGACUCCCACUAGCCCCACACCCACCCGCCCCACACGUUGCUUCCCCACGAGCAUUGCAGUGCAGCUUCCCACUGAGCGCCUGCCCACAGCCAGUGGCUUCUCUUCUCCAGUGGACAGCUAUGCCUCAGAUGUAGCAUCGGGCAUGAGCGACGGUUGUGAGGGGCUCUCUGCUGGCGAGCAGAGCAUCAAACUGCCAGCCAAGCGGGCAGUGGGGAAGCUGCAGCGACGCAGAGCCCGGUCCCGGCUGCGCAUCACCAAUAUCUCCGACAAGAAUGAUCGGGUGGUGGAGUGCCAGCUGCAGACCUACAACAACAAGAUGGUGACGUUCAAGUUCGAUCUGGACGGAGACAACCCAGAGGAAAUCGCAGCUGUCAUGGUCCACAAUGAGUUCAUCCUCAAGUCGGAGCAGGACAGCUUCAUCCACCGCAUUCAGGACAUCAUCCACCGUGUGGAGACUCUGCUGCGCAAGGAUGGGCAGAGCGCAUCUGAGCUGCCUGAGAGCCCCGAGGCUGAGCAUGUCACCAGCCGUCCUCAGGCAGAGCUGCAGCUGCAGGAGCUCUCACAUUCCAUCUCGUCCUCCUCACUCAGUGACCUGGGUUGCACCAGCCCCAGCACCUCGCUCCAGUCACCCGUCCUGCCAGCACCAAGCAGCUUCCCAUUGGAGAAUGACCUCUGCAGCCCUGCAGAGCCACUGCUGGGCUCCCCCACAGGCUCAGCGCAGCCCUGGCCUCUCAUCUCAUCAUCUCCAUCCUGGAUGGCAGCAUCACCGGUGCUUCUACAGACACCCCCAGGCUCCUCAGGAAUGUCUGUUCCCCCUGCUCUGCCAGUCCCCUCAUCCCCCAUCCCCAGUGGACCCAGCAGUCCCAUGAGCCCCCCCGUGACCAGCACACCCUGGUCCCCGACCACACCCCUCCUGUCCCUGGCCAAUGUCUUUUCCCUGGCAGUGAUGAGCGUGGCCCACACGCUACUGCCUGCUGUCUCCUCCAUUGCCAGCUCAGGUGGGCACAUCUACCCCCCACUGCUUCCUCGGCCACAGAAUCUCGUCCUUGGGCCCCCACGCUUCGUUUACCCUGACCCUGCCAGUAUGGCAAAAUCCUCCCUGUCUUGUAGCGGGCCUCUGGGGGCUGAUGUCCCUGCUAUGGGGGGGCCCGUGCCAUUCUCUCCUCCGACAACAGUUCCUGUGUGCCCCAUGGGAGGUCCCUUGACGAUGCCAAGCACAGUCAUGCCAGGGAGCCUGGAAAACAGCACAGUGCCGCUUGUCUCCCUCAAGCCCAGUCACCCACUCAUCGUUUCGGAGUCGCCAGCAUCCAGUGUGCCCAAGGCCCGGCUGUCACCCAUCAAUGAAGAAGCCAAGCCCCAGAUCCUGGGCCGCUUCCAGGUGACACCAUCCAAGGAGCCAGCUGUCACAUCCCCAGUGCUGGGCAGCAGUGAGAGCAAGCAGCAUGGCACAGAGUUGGCGGUGAGCAGCUCCCUGCUGCCCACCACCUCUGGCACAGGGAGCAGCACGAGCAGCAACUCUGACUCAGAGCUGGAGAUGGCAGUGCAGAACCCUGAGGAGGAGGCAGUAGCUGAGGAGGGGACAGUGGUGCCAGCAGAGAGUGACCGGGAGGGCCCUGGGGAGGAGAGUGCUCCACAGACGGUGCUGAGCCAGGUAUGGCUGAGCUACUCCCGCAGCUUGUCCUAUGUGAGCAGUGAUGACACUGAGAGCGAGGAUGAGGAGAUCUGGGAGGAGCUGCAGACCCUGCGUCAAAAGCACUUGGCUGAAGUACAGCUGCUGCAGAGCACCCAGAAGAAGGAGAUUGAGGAACUGUACCUGCGGAUGGGGAAGCAGCCCCCACUGGGCAUCGUCUCCCCUGCUGCCAUGCUCUCCAGCCGCCAGCGCCGCCUCUCCAAGGGCAGUUUCAACCCUUCCCGCCGCAACAGCCUGCAGCGCCUGGAGUUGGCACAGCCCCCAGGAAUCAUGCGCCGGAAUUCACUGAGUGGCAGCAGCACUGGCUCUCAGGAGCAGCGGCUGAGCAAGGGAGUGACAUUUGCAGAUGAUUUCAGCUGGAUGGUAAGGGGUACAGGGUUGAUAACAGCCCUGCGGCACUCCCAGCAUGCUCCAGCUCAUCAGCACCUCUCUCCCACAGUAGCCAGCUGGACAGGAGUUACUUCAUGAACUACCUCAACCAUGUGCCUGCUGCCACGUAGGGGGUGAGAGAGCCUCUGCACCGUCUGGAAGGAUGGUGGGCACCCACCUCAGGAAGCCGGCCCUUUGCCUUUCUGCACCCUAUCAAGAUUUCACUGUUGGCACCUGCUGCUUCUGCACCAGAGGGGAGGGCUGUCCCCACACUUGUCCUGAGUGUGUUCCAGCCCUGUCUCAUCCCUGUGGCACUCAGCCAUUUGCUUGAGCUUGGCCCCAGAAGCAGGAGGGAUGAGUGCUGACACUACUCAUAGCAUCACUCUGCUGCACUUUGCUCCUGGCUCCCAGAGCAGAACCGAACACCCCUUGCAUCCUGUUCACCCCUGCCACUGCGCUGUCCUCCAACCAUCCUUCAGUCCACGCCCACACCCCAGGGCCACCUCACAGCUUCACCUCUGGCUCCCCAGCUGCUGUUGAUGGCUCAAAGUGCCACUUUCCUCUUGUAAGCUGCUUUGCAGCCAGGACCAAAGCUGGCUCCAGAGCAAGAUGAUGGCAUCCUCAGCCCCCCAAAAAACGACAGCCCAGUGCAUUUUAUUAGAAACUGAUGUCUAGAAAGUGUUUUCAUAAAUACAGAUUAAAUGUCAAGCACGUCUGUCUGUGUCUAUGCAGUUGGGGUUCAUGCAAAUUUGAGUCAGAUGAUAAAAU
Phasianus colchicus (ring-necked pheasant) is the source of this 5296-nucleotide messenger RNA. Lineage: Eukaryota; Metazoa; Chordata; Aves; Galliformes; Phasianidae. The record is from RefSeq and is a predicted model, not a curated record.